Messenger RNA from Phyllopteryx taeniolatus (common seadragon), 2912 nucleotides. RefSeq names its product DnaJ (Hsp40) homolog, subfamily C, member 22 (gene dnajc22). The transcript has 3 exons. NCBI's taxonomy places the organism in Eukaryota, Metazoa, Chordata, Actinopteri, Syngnathiformes, Syngnathidae. Gene Ontology annotation, biological process: endocytosis. The coding region runs from base 1085 to 2104 and encodes 339 amino acids. Gene Ontology annotation, cellular component: plasma membrane; early endosome. The record is from RefSeq and is a predicted model, not a curated record.
GGCAAGUAUAUUAAAAAACAUUUGACUAACAUUAGUUAAAAACUAUGGUGAUAUGGUAUGUCUUGCUGCUGUUUUUUUUUUUUUUUUUUAAUGUACAGUGGUGCCUUGAAAUACGAAUGACCCGAGUUUUUCAAGAUACUGUAUCAGUCGUCAUUUUUUUUUUUUGCUUUGACUUGCAAAGAAAAAUUUGAGAUACAAUCACUGUAUGAUGGCAGUGAACUCAACUCAACUCACUUCACACCAAACAGCAGUUUGGCUGAUACAGUUCUUCAGAAAAGAGUCUUCAAGCUAUUCAAUGCCACUCUCAGUUUAAAUUUACUGGCAAACUAAACAUGAAACACUUAUGUAUUUAAAACAACCGCAUCGCUUUGCCUUACGAUAGUCGGUUUAGCCUAACGCUAACAAACAAUGAAAAAUGCCACACACGGGCUAAGGAAUAGCAUUAGUCUCAUAGUGUUGUAACCCUUUAAGCGACUGAUAUUUGAAAACAAAAGGUGGAGCAACAUGUAGACAGACAAUACAAGAAGUCUCACAGACAUGUAUUCUUUAUCCUUUGUGAAAAAUUAUUAUUACUGUAGCUAACCGAGCCUGCUGUGAAACUCUUCUCUGUGUGUUUCUCUGUAUAUACUGCCCUCAGGUGGCCGAGGUGCGCACACCAGAAGGAGCAGCACAAUGUGUUUUAAAAUGAAGGAAAAAUGUGGCAAAAACUGUUUAAUUCUCUCUAUUGUAUUUAAUUAUAAAAGUUCUUUAUGUUAUUAUAAACUUCACAAUGUUUUUUGGGGGGCUGGAGCAGACUAAUGCUAUUUCCAUUCAUUUCAAAGGGGAAGGAUGAUUUGAGAUACGAUUGUUUUAGUAGUAAAAGAUAUAGUAAAUGUUACACAGAAUACAUUUUAACACACAUACUAAUACAACGCUGCUGAGAAAACACCCAGCUAUAUUGUUGCAAUAAAAAAAGACUGUUUUCAUCACAUUCAUAUGGUUUAGACUAUAAAAUGAGACUAAACUUGAGUGUCUCCUCCCCACAGGUACUAAUUGAGUAUGUCUAACUCUCAGUUGCACUGGCGGUGAUCACAGCGGUCACAAGAUGGUCAAAAGUGUCAUGGUAGCUUAUGCCCUGUGGGCAGUGGGUGGCCUUUUUGGUGUUCACCAUUUAUAUUUAGGGAGAGACAGUCAUGCACUUUUAUGGAUGAUAACCCUGGGAGGUUUCGGCAUAGGCUGGAUCAGAGAGCUUGUACGUAUUCCAACAUAUGUGGGUGAAGCCAAUCAAGAUGCAGAAAAGGAGAGGAGAAGACCCUCCACCAUCCCCCCUCCACCAGUAAACCCAGUUAGAUUCGCUGGCCAGAUGUGUGUUGGGAUCUACUUUGGCACUGUGGCACUGAUUGGACUGAGCUCCCUUAGUUUUUUCUACUUGCUUGUUCUUCCUUUAUGUGUGGGUGCAGGGGUGCAUCUGGUGUCCACUGUUGGCCAGCAGACCUCUGAUCUCCAAAAAACGCUCACAGCUAGUCUCAUAACUUCCCCCAUAUUCUACGGCAGCACUUUAUCCCCUCUGCCAAUUAGCCUGGCAGCCAGUGUCAUUGCCACACAGCAUCGCAAGUACAAGAAACCUCAGGCGACAGGCAGCCCACAGGAACUUGGUCCACGGCUUUUCAGAUUGAGUCUCGCUUGGCUGGCUUUCUCUGCUCCAUUGGCAUAUUGUGUUUUCCAUAAUACCACCACCACAUUGUAUUACCUGUCUGACUGUGUGGCAGCACUGCUGGAUUUUUUUUGGUUCCUCCCUUGGCUCAGAAGUGCGCUGGAGUACAUUCUGUUAAUGCCCUAUCGCUUCUUGUGUGCCUUGACUGGAGAAGGCUAUUAUGAAGAGGCCUGGAAGAAAAUGCUGGAAAUACUCCUCAAAGACUAUACUGAGCAGGAAAAAGAGGCGCUGAAGGUUUUGUCACUGGGAGCAGAGGCCUCUUUUGAAGAGAUAACUCGUGGCUAUAGGGAGCUUGCCAAGACAUGGCACCCCGACCACAACCCCAGCAAGAAUGCUGAGGCGACGUUUGUUAAGAUUCAUGAGGCGUAUGACGUUCUUCUACGGCGGCACAGGCCCCGCCGGUUCAGAUAAUUCCUGAGUGGGAGUCACCUCAGUAAAAUGGCACAGAGAAGCGUAACUCAAUCCCACUGUCAUCAUCAUCCAUCCAUCCAUCCAUGUUCUUUUACCGCUUAUCCUAGGCUGCUGGAGCCUAUCCUAGCUACCUUCGGGCGGGAGCCGGGGUAAACCCUGAACCGGUCGCCAGGGCACAUAGAAACAAACAACCAUUCGCACUCACAUUCACACCUACGGGCAAUUUAGAGUCCCCAAUCAGUCAUAAUCAUUACGAGUGGAAAAAAACGAGUCAACUUGCCAUUCUUACCUUACAUCAUUUUACUUGUCAAGCAACAUCACAUUUCUGUCUGUUUGAACUCUUGGCUGAGUUGAGCUGUCAUCGGGAACACAAUUCAAUCAAUUUAAACAGCUUUAUUUAGAGAUUCCAGAUCCAGACAUUUGACAAAUAGUGAGCUAUUUGUCCUGUAGAUAAAUUUGUCGUUUACACUGGACUUCGUAGCACGGCCCACAAAGUACUGUAUUGAUUUACAAGCACGAGUUAAUGGUACAGUCGGUCUACUGAGAAAACAGUAGUUUGCUGCCCUCUUGUGGCACUUUAUUCGUAUCCUCCCUAAAACUGUUUGAUUUCACCAAUUCGCAAUGCUGCAUACUGCACUGUACUACUGUAAAAUACCUUGUCUGUUUUGUUUGACAUUUAUUGUUACACGUGCAACGCCUUGCAUUUUUAAUGCUUGGAUGAAUGUUAAACUGUAUAGUUUAAUUACGUAGUAAUACUAGUUGAAUAAAGCCACAAAAACACAUCAAAAGACAAUCACCAGUAAAAUAA